Messenger RNA from Thunnus maccoyii (southern bluefin tuna), 2185 nucleotides. RefSeq names its product RNA binding protein fox-1 homolog 3-like. The coding region runs from base 1040 to 2143 and encodes 367 amino acids. Gene Ontology annotation, cellular component: cytoplasm; nucleus. Gene Ontology annotation, molecular function: mRNA binding. Gene Ontology annotation, biological process: regulation of alternative mRNA splicing, via spliceosome; nervous system development. The transcript has 18 exons. Lineage: Eukaryota; Metazoa; Chordata; Actinopteri; Scombriformes; Scombridae. The record is from RefSeq and is a predicted model, not a curated record.
CGUGCCAUAAAGAAUGGAAUUGUGAAGGUAAGGGUUUUAAAUCCCCCUAGAUGAUCCGAGAUAAACACGGAGAGACUUUUGACAGUCCCUCGUUACCGCCACGAGCGAGAAGAGCUGUCACCGCUCCCUCCUUGCCUUUCAUCUCUUGGUAACAGUCUGGCUGCUAAUAUCCUCAAUUAUCUCUGCAAUAUGUUGCUGGGAAAAAGGGAAAGUUCCGAGGAGGCAUUCACACAAUUUAAAAAGUUUUAAUUUGACAGCUUGUGGUGUAAUGAUGACUUGUGAUGAGGGUAUAGGGGGGCCCGCAGCCCACACUGCAGUGUGUGACAAAUGAUUGGGGGCCGGACCGGGAAGGGUUUGUGGAUGUCAAGACUUUCUGGAUCAGAUGUCAGAAAGCCAAAUAGAUGUUUCACAGACUGAUGCGAAAAAUAAAGAGCUCCAAAAAACGACAGUAGCUGUUCUGGAGACAGACUAGAGAGCAUUUGCAUAGACGGAGCAGCCGUCUGUCUGAUAAUGACGGCUAAGUCACAGUGCAUGAUGGAGACACAAAGGGCACCAGACUGUCGCAUGAAGGUUGACUCUCAGGAAAUAUCCUCCACACCUAGCUACCUAGGCAGAUAAUUGCUUGAAGGAAGCGCCCAGGAAGGUCAGCCAAGAAUCCCGCCGUAGGUGCCAAAGUGAAAUCUACAGGACUACAAUUACUUGGACAGACUGAGGCGGCAGAGCAAAGUGAAUGACAGUCACCGAUCGGUAUUGUGCGACGUUAACAGUGGACGUCACUCUCAGCAGCAGUGGUCACAAGUGAUUUCUCCUCAGAUCAACACCUACUGACCUCUGACCUCUCAGACAGGUUGUAUCUGACGGAGGGACCGGUGCUGCGCUCCCAUCCCUGCGCUCCUUCAACAACAACACUGCUGGUAAACGAUCUCCCCCAAGAGGAUUGUGGGUAAAGGCAGUCUUGAUCAAAAAGGGUUCAUCUGAUCCUGUGGCAGCAGCAGCGAGUCGAGUGAGACAGCUUCAGCCCGACCGGCUUUACCUGUACAUGGAGACCCCCAGCUGGGCAGGAAACACGUUGUGUAAGUCAGGAAGCAUUGCUGUCUUCGGGAACGUGGUGUACAGCGGACUGCUGAACGAUCACCUCUGGCAUUUGGGAGUGCCCCUCUUUACAAGACUGGGUAACCAAGAGGCCACCAACCCCCCAGAAGCGAUGGCCCAGCCGUACACCCCAGCCCAGUACCCACCCCCCCCACAGAAUGGCAUCCCCGCAGAGUUCGCGGCACCGCACCCGCUCCCGACGCAGGACUACACCGGGCAAAGCCGGGUCCCUGAGCACGCCAUGACCCUGUACACUCCCACACAGACGCACAGCGAGCCGGCCGGCACUGACAACAGCACGCCCACCAUCACCGCCACCACGACCGCACCGGUCAGUGUCCCUCAGAAUCUGCAAACACUGUUCUCAACUCGCUGUCAGCAAACAGAUGACGUGACGCAAACAGAGGGCUCUCAGCAGCUCCAGCUCCAGCACUCAGACUCUUCAGAGAAGCAGCAGCCCAAAAGGUUACAUGUCUCCAACAUUCCCUUCCGCUUCCGGGACCCUGACCUAAGGCAAAUGUUUGGGCAAUUUGGAAAGAUUUUAGAUGUGGAGAUUAUCUUUAAUGAGCGAGGAUCCAAGGUGAACAAUGCAACAGCACGAGUGAUGACAAACAAAAAAGUGGCCAACCCUUACACGAAUGGCUGGAAGCUGAAUCCAGUGGUAGGAGCUGUCUAUGGUCCUGAACUGUAUGCCGUAACAGGGUUUCCCUAUCCUGCCACAGGCGCUACGGUGGCCUAUAGGGGUGCCCACUUGCGAGGUCGGGGGCGGGCUGUGUACAAUACGUUCCGCACAGCUCCACCACCACCACCAAUCCCAGCUUACGGAGCGGUGGUGUACCAAGAUGGCUUCUAUGGUGCAGAGAUCUAUGGUGGAUAUGCAGCAUACAGAUUUGCCCAGCCCACCACCACCGCUGCUUACAGUGACAGCUAUGGCAGAGUCUAUGCAACAGCAGACCCCUACCACCACACGAUUGGCCCUGCCGCCACAUACAGUGUGGGGACUAUGGCUAGCCUAUACAGAGGAGGGUACAGUCGCUUCACUCCCUACUAAAAGAGAAAAGAAAAAAAGCGAGAAAAGACAGAGACAUUUCCC